AACCAAGUGCAUCCAAUGUCGCCAUUCGUCCCUUUCCCGGCGCCUCAGUCGCCCCGACUUGCCUGCGGGAGAAACACGAGUUGGGAGGUAUCCUACGCCUUCGAAAUGACUGUGGUGAAUGAAGCUUUUGGGCGACUCACAGGGCGCCAAGUGUUCGACGAAUUAGCAGUUGUCUUAGCUAAUGUCGUCGGCGUUUCGAGCAAAGCUCUUAUUUAUAUGUGCAUGAGAAGAUUCAUUCGGAGCUCAACAUUGUUAAUGAGGUUGGGCGGGUCCGAAUGGAAUAGCUGCGGCCACGCGGCGACGCAACAGUUGCCGAUCCCGCACUCUAAAUCCAUCCCCUCCCACCGCAUGUCGCCCACGCAAGUUUGCUCACCUUCCCCCUCCUUUUCUCCGAUAGAUCCCCCCACCGCAUGCGUCUUCUCGGAGAACUACUUGGUGAGGAAGAAGCUGAUGGAAGAAUUCGAGGAAGCCGAUAUCCUGUGGCCCGACUACGAUCGCGACGAGGACGAGCUCACCGAGGAGUGGCACGCCGGACUCGGAACUCGGCGGAGGACGUCCAGCCCCGUCGAGAUCCCCUCGAGACCUCAACCGGUUCGUUCUUGGACGCUGGGCUUCGCCAGUUCCGACCGCGUUCACGGUGACGAUGAUGAUAAAGACGACGGAGGCAAAACCCACAACGUCCCGCCGCACGUCAUGGUGACCCGCAGGAUCGCCGACAAGACGUCCUUCUCGGUGUGUGUCGGCACCGGCAGGACGCUCAAGGGACGGGAUCUGAGGCAGGUCAGGAACUCCAUCCUGCGGAUGACCGGAUUCCUGGAGAGAUGACGCUCCAUGCAUGGUUCAUCCAUCCCGGGAAAGAAGAAGAAAGAUGGAGCUAAGCCUCUUUGAAUUCGGGAGUCCCACAAACAUUGCACGAUGUACCACUCAACAUAAGUUCAUGAAACAGAGCUGUGCAGACUUGACUGCUGGUAGGCAAUGCUUGUUAUGUAUGUGCCCAGUAAUGCUUGUUAUGAUAACGUAUAUAACCACAAUUUUUGAA
Messenger RNA from Musa acuminata AAA Group (dessert banana), 1039 nucleotides. RefSeq lists its product as uncharacterized. The record is from RefSeq and is a predicted model, not a curated record. NCBI's taxonomy places the organism in Eukaryota, Viridiplantae, Streptophyta, Magnoliopsida, Zingiberales, Musaceae. Bases 16 to 825 code for a protein of 269 amino acids. The transcript has a single exon.